This is a messenger RNA of Ochotona princeps (American pika), 391 nucleotides long. Its product is annotated as thymosin beta-15A. The record is from RefSeq and is a predicted model, not a curated record. Lineage: Eukaryota; Metazoa; Chordata; Mammalia; Lagomorpha; Ochotonidae. Bases 180 to 317 code for a protein of 45 amino acids. Gene Ontology annotation, molecular function: actin monomer binding. Gene Ontology annotation, biological process: actin filament organization; regulation of cell migration. Gene Ontology annotation, cellular component: cytoplasm. The transcript is spliced from 3 exons.
UUUCCUUGCCUGGGUGGGGCCGGGUACGCACCGCAGCCCCGCCUUCCGGAGUCUGCAAUCUCCUUUUGUCCCUUCAGGCAGGCCAGGAAGGGCUUGGCAAACCCGAGGUUCCCAGGGUCCCCCGUCCCUGAGCCUUGUCCCUAGCCUCUCCCUUUCCAGAGAAAACCUGGCGAACCAAGAUGAGUGACAAGCCAGACUUAUCAGAAGUAGAGAAGUUUGACAAGUCAAAAUUGAAGAAAACUAAUACGGAAGAAAAAAAUACUCUUCCAUCAAAGGAAACUAUACAGCAGGAGAAAGAAAGUGUUCAGACAUCAUAAGUUGCAGAUCUCCUCCCAAGAGCAAAUGUCAACAUCACUGAAGAUUCUUCAUUUUAGGCCUGUGGGGGUUUUUU